AUGGAACCCCCUUCUCCAAGCGCAGAUCUAUUACUGCCCGUUGCACUAGACCAGCGAGCUCGCAGCAACCCUCAGGGCGUCUGGGCCAGAUUUCCUAUUUCCGAUAAUACUUACAAAGAUGGGUUUCGUAUAGCCACAAACCAUCAAGUAGCCAAUGCAGUCAAUCGCAUAGCAUGGCUACUUGAAGAGGAGCUAGGACGAGGAAAAGAAUUCGAGACUGUCGCUUAUAUUGGGCCCAAUGACUUACGAUCCUAUAUUGUACUGCUGGCGGCGAUUAAGGCCGGAUAUAAGGCAUUUUUCCCCUCACCACGCAACAGUAAUACAGCGCAUGUCAAUCUCCUUGAGCGGCUAAAUUGCCAAACUCUGCUUUCGACUAGCCCGGAGCUGCCAUGUGUUCCUCAAAUUUUGCAGAAUCAUAGUCAACGGCAGAUUCACAUUCCCAGCCUCGUAGACCUCCUGAGUAGUGACAAUGUCCCUCACCAUGCUUAUGAAAAGUCAUUCGAGGAGGCCCAAGAUGACCCUAUUUUUGUUCUACAUACCUCUGGCUCUACAGGAAUACCCAAGCCACUUGUUUACACGAACGAGUUUACCAGUCGAUUCGCAAAUGCGAUGUCGCUCCCAGCACCCAAGGGACACGUUUCCUUAGCAGAGAAAUUUCUAAAAGGAAGCUUUUUUACUGUGCUCCCAGCAUUUCAUGUUGCUGGUAUUGGAUUUUGUCUCAUCGCGCCAUCGUUCAGCGAGUGUAUUCCAGUAUUCCCUCUCCCAGGGAAGCCCCCUACCACAGAUGGCUUUCUAGAGGCUGUCACACACGGCGAUUUCGAUUGGGCUUUUCUUCUGCCUAACAUAUUAGACGAUCUGAGCCAAGACCCCUUGGCGCUUGAGAUGGUGUCAUCCAAGCUCGAGUAUCUAUAUUACACGGGCGGCAGUCUUCCUCAGGUAGCUGGCGAAACUAUUUCUGAGAGAAUCCCGGUUCAUCAAUGCAUGGGCUCAAGCGAGAAGGCCGGCCUCCCAUUGAUUCAACCAGAGGGUAGUCAUUCUAAGGAUGACUGGAUGUACAUCCAAGUUCAUCCAGCUGUUCAUGCCGAAUUCCGCCACCGCUUUGAAGACUUACAUGAGUUGGUGAUUGUCAAAAACCAGGACUCUGAGCGAUCCCAGCCGGUAUUUACCCAUUUUCCUGGAUUGGAUGAGUACGAGACGAGAGAUUUGUUCAGUGCUCAUCCGACUUUGGCGGACCGGUGGAUGCAUCGCGGUCGCAUUGAUGACAUUGUGGUAUUUAGCAAUGGCGAGAAGACGAACCCCGUCACAUUUGAACAAGAAGUGAGCCGUCAUCCUGAAGUUCGCUCGGCUUUAGUGGCUGGCGACCGUCGAUUUGAAGCAUGCUUGCUUGUAGAACUCCAAGAUCCGGGUCCCUAUUCAUCAGAAGAGCAAGCCCGGAUUAUCGAACGGAUAUGGCCGGCUGUGAAAGACGCCAAUAGCCGAUGUCCGGCUCACGCUCGUGUCUCGAGAGCGCGAUUUAUGUUCACUCAUGCGACUAUGCCUAUGCCGCGUGCGGGGAAGGGCACAGUUCAAAGACAAGCUACUUUGGAUUUAUAUUCGCCACUUAUCGAUGGUUUAUACGAGACUAGAGGAGAUGAGCCGACUAUGUUGAUCAAAAAUUCAGUUGAUCUAUCCGAUCUACAUUCAGUUACUGAGACAGUUCGCAAACUUGUCUUGGACCUGACCGAGUGGAAUGAGCUCCAAAACGACCAGGAUUUCUUUACUUUAGGCAUGGAUUCCUUGCAAGUACUGCAGAUUAGUCGGGAGCUCAAAUCCCUAGGUCUAGAAAGUAUCGCACCGAGCAGGGUCUACAAUAAUCCCUCUGUCGAACUGUUGGCGUUGAGCAUUCUGCGCAAUCACGGGCAGGCCUCUCCAUGCAACGAAGAUCCCGAACAUAACCGACUUCAAGCAAUGGCUUCAACUUUACAGGAAUACGAAAACGAGAUUGGUGAACUUCAAAAAGAAUUUGGGAAAGCCGAACCUCGCCCGAACGCGCCUGACUCGGAGGUGGUAAUUCUCACUGGUUCAACAGGCGCCGUGGGGUCGUACAUUCUGCACGAAAUUUUGCAAAACAAAGCGAUAUCUCACGUCUACUGCCUAAACAGAAACAGUGACUCCCGUGUUGUUCAAGAAACCCGCAAUGCCCAGCGCGAAAUCCCGGCCAUAUUCCCGGAUGCUCAAGUUACAUUCCUUGGAGUUGACCUGAGCAAACCAAAGCUCGGCCUCGAAAGCAGCGUUUAUGAUACAAUGCUGUCAACGACCACUCAGAUCAUUCACAAUGCCUGGCCCGUCAAUUUCAAUCAACAGCUUCAUUCGUUUCAGCCAAUCUUGGACGGUGUUUUUAAUUUGAUUUCUUUCGCCACCCGUGCCAAGUGGACCCCAUCGUUGUUCUUCCUUUCCUCCAUUACCGCCGUCGCUAACUACCACGAUGUCCCCGGCGCAGAGGCCCAAGUUCCAGAGACCGUAGUGACGAAUCUUGCUUGUCCCGGUCAUAUGGGAUAUGGCGAGAGCAAGUAUCUGGCCGAGCGAAUGCUCGACUAUGCCGCUGUACACCUUAAUAUCAAGACCGGAGCCGCACGAGUGGGUCAGGUCGCUGGAACGGCGCAAAAUCCUCGUGGGUGGAAUCAACACGAGUGGUUCCCUAGUUUGGUAGUGAGCUCAAAGGCUCUGCGGGCCCUUCCCCUAUCGCUUGGAGCCUUCGAGGAUGCCUCCUGCAAGAGCGGACUGAUGGAUUCAGUGGAUUGGGUUCCUAUUGAUCAGCUUGCAUCCGUUCUUGUGGAGCUUUCCAUGCAUCUCUCGACUCAACCUGCUGCCGCGGGCAUACAGAUCUCUCACCCCCUCAACCCGCAUCCCAGACAGUGGAAGACUAUUGCGCCUGUUGUUGCAUCGACUAUCCAAGCAACUCUGGCAGCGUCGCACGGCGGUGACUCUGUAGACUCAGAGAUCCGGCUGGUGAACUACGCUGAAUGGCUGGAUCUGUUGCGAUCUAGCUCCAAUCGCCUUGAAACGGGUGAUAAAAUUCUAAUUCUCCGUGAAGUCCCAGCUAUUAAACUGUUGGAGUUUUUCGAAGAAAGCCUUGUGCUUAAGCUCACGGAUCAAGCCCCUCGACAGUUGCUCGUUGAUCAUGCUCUUAAGGUUAGCCAUUCGCUGCGAUCCUUAGAGUCUAUUCGUGAUGAGUGGGUUGAGGGAUGGGUGCGUGGUUGGAUGCCAUAA
Molecule: messenger RNA, 3249 nt
Organism: Penicillium angulare
Lineage: Eukaryota; Fungi; Ascomycota; Eurotiomycetes; Eurotiales; Aspergillaceae
Product: NRPS-like enzyme
Exons: 4
Coding region: 1-3249 (1082 amino acids)
Source: RefSeq, a predicted model, not a curated record